Molecule: messenger RNA, 6159 nt
Organism: Salvelinus namaycush (lake trout)
Lineage: Eukaryota; Metazoa; Chordata; Actinopteri; Salmoniformes; Salmonidae
Product: kinesin-like protein KIF26A
Exons: 14
Coding region: 1-5778 (1925 amino acids)
Biological process (GO): microtubule-based movement
Molecular function (GO): ATP binding; microtubule binding; microtubule motor activity
Source: RefSeq, a predicted model, not a curated record
AUGGCGUCAGCCUCAAUGCAUGACCCUGGCUACGCAGCCUUUGUCUUCGACCAGCUCCAAGUGCCUGGGAGCCAUGAUGGAUGCUGCCAGGUGUGUUCUACUCCCCUCCACCAGCUGAGGCAGGAGGCCCUGCAGACAGUAGGCGCCCCGGCCCUGAUCCUGAGCCACAACAUGCCCGCUUUGCCGUCCACCACCCUCACUGGGCAGCCCCAUAGACUGACACUCUCUUCCUCCAGUGCCCAUGUGAGGCAGCCCUCCAAAGCCCACCCCCAUGCCCACAAUGUCCUGCCCCUAGGGGAGAGGGGGCCCUGGGAGCUGGGCUGUCCGCAGGGCUCCUCUGUCUCUGCUGGGCCCAAGACCAGUGUCCAGGUGACGGUUGGGGGAGGGCAGCUGACCGGGACCCUGGGAUCGGUCACCAUCCAGGCCCAGCAGUACCUGGAAGGCAUGUGGAGCAUCUCCAGAGUCAACAACUUCCUCCCUCAGUCCAGCCCGGCACAGGGUCUGAUGGAGGAGGCAGAGAGGGAUGUCCCUUGCCCUACCAUGGCCCCUGUCCCCAGCUCCCACUGUAACCUGACACCCAGCCUACAGAAUAGCCCCGUCCAGCUGGGACAGUGUGCCGUCGGCCCCCCUGCCCCUGGCCCCACCUCUACAUCCACCUCCACUCAGAGCGCAUCUACGGCAGCCUCCUUCUUCAUCAGGGCAGCUCAGAAGCUGAACCUCUCGUCCAAGCGGAAGAAGCACCAGUCUCCCUCUCUGCUGCAUUCCGGAGCCCAGCAGCCCUCCAUCUACCCCACCAACUUCAGUGGCACCCUGCAGCUCUCACCGCCCCCCGCCCCACCAUGCCUGCUUCACGCCGUCUCAAAGGUCAAGGAGAACCCCGGGAUGGGAAAGGUGAAAGUGAUGAUGCGUAUCUGCCCCUCCCUGGAGGCUCCUGAUUCGUCCGAGUCCAUGUCCUUCCUGAAGGUGGACCCCAGGAAGAAGCAGUUGACCCUUUACGACCCCUCAGUCAACGACCACGCCAAUUCAGGGCACAGGAGAGCAACCGUGGCCAUCCCAAAGAUCUUCGCUUUCGACGCAGUGUUUACCCAGGAUGCCUCUCAAGCGGAGGUGUGCUCAGGGACGGUGUCUGAGGUCAUCCAGUCCGUGGUGAAUGGUGCGGACGGCUGCAUCUUCUGCUUCGGCCACGUCAAGCUCGGCAAGACGUUCACCAUGAUUGGCAAAGACGGCUCCACCCAGAGCCUUGGCAUUGUGCCCUGCGCCAUCUCCUGGCUCUUCAAGCUCAUCAACGAGCGCAAGGAGAAGACGGGCACGCGCUUCUCUGUCCGCGUGUCUGCCGUGGAGAUCUGUGGGAAGGACGAGGCUCUGAAGGACCUCCUGUCUGAGGUGUCCAUAGGAAGCAUGCAGGAUGGACAGUCCCCAGGGGUCUACCUGCGUGAGGACCCCAUCUGUGGCACUCAACUUCAGAACCAGAGCGAGCUCCGCGCCCCCACGGCGGAGAAGGCAGCCUUCUUCCUGGAUGCAGCCAUCGCAGCACGCAGCACCAGCAGGCCAGACGCAGAUGAAGAGGAGAGACGCAACUCUCACAUGCUGUUCACACUGCACAUCUACCAGUACCGCAUGGAGAAGAGCGGCAAGGGAGGCAUGUCGGGCGGGCGGAGCAGGCUGCACCUUAUAGACCUGGGGAGCUGUGAGAAGGUGCUAAGUAAGAGCAGAGACGGAGGGGGAGGCCUGUGUCUGUCUCUCACCGCGCUGGGCAAUGUUAUCAUGGCUUUAGCCAAUGGAGCCAAGCAUGUACCUUACAGGGACAGCAAACUGACGAUGCUGCUGAGAGAGUCGCUGGGGAACAUUAACUGCAGAACCACCAUGAUCGCCCACAUCUCUGACUCCUCUGCUAACUACGCUGACUCCCUCACCACCAUCCAGCUGGCCUCACGCAUCCACCGCAUGAGGAAGAAGAAGUCCAAGUAUGCAUCCAGCUCCUCUGGAGGGGAGAGUUCCUGCGAGGAGGGGAGGAUCCGUCGGCCGGCCCACCUCAGACCCUUCCACCCCCGGACGGUAGCCCUGGACCCGGACCUGCCCUCCCUGCUCAGCGACCCAGACUACUCCUCCAGCAGCGAGCAAUCCUGCGACACCGUUAUCUACGUGGGUCCAGGCGGCGCCACCAUCUCUGAUAGGGAGCUGAGUGACAACGAGGGCCCCCCUGCCUUCGUUCCCAUCAUCCCCUCUCUGAACAGGAAGCGUUCUGGGAAAGAGGGCCCCCUGGACAGAGACCACUUCUUCAUGUGCAACACGUUUGCUGAGCUGCAGGAACGCCUGGAAUGUAUUGACGGCAGCGAGGAGCCUACAGCGUUCGUUGGAGAGGGUAGGGGAAGUCAGGCUAGCCCACAGAUAGACAGCAAGGCAAAGGAAGGCCCUGGCUCAGCUUCCCUAAAGACUGUAACUAAAGCCUCCUUCUCCCAGGAGAAUAUCUCACCCAAACUUCCUCCUAAAUCUGUAGCCACUCCGCCAUCCAGCAGCCCCCAGGUAAGCCCCUCAAAGUCUAAACUGGAACAUUCCAGAGGGGUUUCAGAGAGCGUGUGCAGAACGAGUGCUGAUGGUGAGAAGGUGAUGAUGUCAGAGAGCCGGGCUAGCUCAAUCGAACAGGAUGUGGCCUUGGUGCCAGCCUCUGAGCCAGUGGUGCGGGAGAAGGUCUACUUCAACAAGAAGCCCUUACCCAAGCCUGCUCCCCCUCCCCCACAGCAGAGAGACUCACGCAGAGGCAACGGAGAGGUAGAGGAGAGGUCCACCACUAGAAUGCCGCCCAUGGGAAUGAGCCAUCAGACUGGGAAACGGGGGGAGUCUCUACCUUUUCUUGGUAGAGCCCAGGCCAGGGAACCAGUAGAGGUGUGCCAGCUGCGCUCCACCCUGAGAGAGAAGUGCCUGGACAGGGACAUCCUCCGGGCUACGGUGACCCUGCAGCAGCCUGUAGAGCUGAACGGAGAGGAUGAGCUGGUGUUCACUGUGGUGGAGGAGCUGUCCAUCGGCAGCAUCAUAGACAACGGUCGGCCCUCCAGCAUCAUUAGCUUCAACAGCGACUGCUCCCUGCAGGCCCUGGCCUCCGGCUCCCGGCCCGUCAGCAUCAUCAGCAGCAUCAAUGAUGAGUUUGACGCCUACACGUCAGCUGUGGGGGGUGCAGUCAACAUUGAGGUGCGCACCCCCUUACAGGAUGACGCAUUUGUGUGUGUGGGCAGCAGGGGCUCGUCCAUCAGCUCCUGGCUCAGUGAGGUCAGCGUCUGUACUCUGGAGAGUGAAGGGGCCCACUCGGCAGACGUCUUCCUCCCACAGACUAAGCACAUCGGCCCAGAAGGCACCUUGUAUCUGGAUUCCCUGGGUAUGUUUCACUGUGAAUCAUCCCCAAGGGACACCAAGAACUCCCUGAAUGACAGCGGCUUUAGCUUUUCUGAACUGGACAGUGACAGCGCAGUGUCUAGCAAACUGUCCCUGACAAAGUGCCCUCCGUCUCCCGAGUCAACCAAAGGAUCCCUCAGAUUCCCACCCAAAACAGCGAAAGUGAACUUUCUCAGUUCCUCUUCACAACCCUCCCAGGGCCCUUACAUAGUCCACUCCAGUCUGCCCAGGAAAAUGAAACCUACCUCAUCCAUCACCCAUAGUAACAGCAACAGCAGCAGUCGUGAACCACAGAGACAGGAAGUCAAGCAGGAGGACCCCUGGCAGCGCAUUGACAACCACUCUGAACCUCAGCUCCCAGUCUCCAGCGCCACUGCCACCAGCAAGCUCCCCAGAACCCCAGUGAGUGGCAUUCCCUGCCGAAAAGCUGGUGUUUUCAACAGCAACAGCGUACCUCGCCAGCCCAAGGUGCAGGGCUCUACCUCAGCCCAGAGGGUCGUGGACGGCUGUGAGAAGUCGCCCAGCAAGAAAGCAGGGUCCCCCAGCAAGAUGCCUCAGCUCAGACGAGGGGCCACCACCCUAGGCAUCGUGCCUGUCAUCCAUGCCUCCCCAGAGACCAAGGUCACCACCCAGGACAUCACAGCUACAACCAACAGUCUCAAGUUCUCCUCUCUGGGGAAAAAUGGGAAGACCAAUGGGCAGAAAGCCAGCAUGCUCCCCAAACCUGGUGGUAACUCACCUCCUCCCCCCCCAGUGCGCAAAUCCAGUCUGGAUCAGAAGAACAAGACCCUGCUGCACCAAAGUGCCUUAAAGUCUGCGUAUGGAGAAGCAGGGAGGCCCUUACUCACCAGGGGGACAGUGUCAGAGGAUGAGCUAGAGGUCCGCUGCAGAGGAGACUCCAACAGCCUCAAAACAUCCAGCCUCAGGGGUGACUACACCUCGGCCAAAGCCACGUCCAGCCUGAAGGCCAGAGGGGAUGCUGGACAGAAGCAUUACGGCAGUCAAAUGUCUCUGGAGAGAUGUGACAGCAUGUCCAUGGUGGGCUCCAAACCCACCCUCAGCCGAGAGAACAGUGGGGCCAGCCUGGGCAGCAGCAUAUCCAGCAGGCCAAUUCCCAGACUUGGUUUACCCAUCUCAAGCAGCUCUGCCAUUGCUACCUCCCCACCUUCCCCAUGUGGCGCCACAGGUGCUCUAGGUAAACCUGGGCAGGUCAAAGGUAGUGUUAACCCCAGAGUAGUAGGAGCGGUCAAUGGAAGUAAGGCCCGUUUCUUGUCAGCGAGCAACUCUAAAGGCCUGAGCUCCUCCACCAAGUCCCUGGCAGCUCCAGCCACCAGGAACCCAAAUGCCAACCUCCCCCCAACUGGUAAGACCUCCGCCCCUCGGGCCACCGCAGCCGUCAACAGCAAGCCUGGCCGGGGCACUAUCAUGGGCACCAGGCAGGCCAUGCGGGCAGCCAACAGCCGGGUCAGUGAGCUGGCAUUAGGCAGCAUAUCAGGCAAACACAUGAGGGGCUCAGGGGACUCUGAUAGUGGUAAUGACAGUGGGGUGAACCUGAGUGAUGACAAGUCCCCUGUGGCCAUGCUGCCCUCCCCCUACAGUAAGAUCACAGCCCCCAGGAGGCCGCAGCGCUACAGCAGUGGACACGGCAGUGACAACAGCAGUGUUCUGAGUGGAGAGUUGCCCCCAGCCAUGGGCCGAACAGCCCUCUUCUACCACAGCGGGGGCAGCAGUGGUUAUGAGAGCAUGAUCCGUGACAGCGAGGCCACAGGCAGUGCAUCCUCUGCACACGAAUCCAUGAGCGAGAGUGGGAUGUCUUCCUCAGGCCGCCCCAGGACCUCCAAGUCCCCGAAGAAACGCAAUGGGCUCCAGCGACGGCGGCUCAUCCCGGCCCCCCUGCCAGACACCUCAUCCCUGGGGAAGAAGACUGGCACAGCUGGCCAGUGGGUGGAUCUGCCGCCCAUGUCAGGACCACUAAAGGAGCCCUUUGAGAUUAAGGUGUAUGAGAUCGAUGAUGUGGAACGGCUCCAGAGGAGGCGUCAGGAGGACUCAGCCGAGGGGCUGCUGUACUUCAACAGUAAGCUUAAGGUUCUGGAGCGGCGGUAUCAGCAGAUCAGGGAGCUGAAGGUCAAACACGAGACCCUGAAGGAAGAGCUAGAGGACACCAAGACCCGGCUGAUGAUGGACCCUUGCAAGUGGAUAGGAGAGUUUGAGGUGGACCAGGAUUUGGACAAGGAGUCCCAGGAGUACCUGGAGGCCCUGAGUCAGGUCACAGAGGAGCUGGAUUUCUGUGUCAACAUAUGCAAGUCACGUGUCAUGAUGGUGACGUGCUUCGACAUCAGUGUGGCAUCACCGCCUGACACUCAAGAGGGACUUCGAGAAGUGGAAGUCUGAGAAGGUGCGAAAUGAGAGAUGGGUAAUCCAGAAAGUGAGAAAGGAAUGAUGAUGAAAUGUAGCAGCCAGUUCAUAUUGCUGGAAUGAAGUGACAAGAAAAACUAAAAGACAAACAGGACGAGGGUCUUUGCAUGAAGACAGAGGAGAUCUGAACCGACUUAUCUACAGUGCCUCGUUGUUCUGGACAUGUUCUUGUUGGAAUGGGAGAGAAACGUGUGCACAGACAACAACGGUGUCUGUGUUUCCUGCAUGAUGAGAGAGAGGCCAUCAUUUACCCAAGAGUCAUUCAACGACAACCAGAAGUGCCUUUUUCACUCAACUUAUUUUGAGUCAUAAUUUUUUGUAUGGUGCUAGUAUCAUAACCAGCAUACCUAAGCAAAC